AUGCAAUAUGACCUUUCAUCAUUUAAUGUACGAAUCAUACCGAUGACUGAAGCCAAACAAGAUUUAAUUGAAUUAUCAACAAAUCCUUUAGAUGAAUGGAUAAAUACACAUUAUGAUGAAUUGUGUGCAGGUAUGACAUGUAAAAAUGCGCUAUUCUGCAAACCAUCAGACAUGAAAGACAAGAAUUUCCAAAUGAGCAUUAAGGAUAAAUGUGAUAGGAAACAGAGAAGAAUAGAUGGUAAACAAACAUGGUGUUAUGUUUUGAAAGAAGAAAUGAAAGGAUUAUAUAAACAGGUUGAACCAAACGAUAAUGAGGAUUCAUUUACUGACGAUGAAAUACCUGUAAAUGAAGCUUUAUAA
This is a messenger RNA of Trichomonas vaginalis G3, 360 nucleotides long. RefSeq lists its product as uncharacterized. Lineage: Eukaryota; Parabasalia; Trichomonadida; Trichomonadidae. The coding region runs from base 1 to 360 and encodes 119 amino acids. The transcript has a single exon. The record is from RefSeq and is a predicted model, not a curated record.